GUAGGUUGCGCGGGCCGCACGGCAGCCUCCGCCGGAUCCCCCCAGCAGGCUCCUCAGGUGAGGCGUCGCGCUCACCAGCGGUUUCACUUUCUCCUGAGUGUCGGGGAACGCACUCGCUGUGAGCCUGGGGUUGCUCAACGCCAAACACAACAACCCGAAGCCCCCGCAGCACGGCACCAUGAGCAAAAAGAAAAAGGAGUGGAAGGCGGAGAAAGAGCGCUUACUCAGUCUUGGACUGGAGGAAAGACGUAAAGAGUACGGAGGGAACUAUGUGACUUUGGAGAAGAUAGCCACCUGGAGACGACAUGGCAAGAGUACAGCACCAGAGGAAGAGGAGGCCCAUCCCGCCUCAUUGUGUGACAAAGUCUCUUUGUACAAAGGUGACAUCACCAUCCUGGAGGUGGAUGCCAUCGUGAAUGCCGCAAACUUCAGUCUUCUUGGCGGCGGAGGAGUGGAUGGCUGCAUACACCGAGCAGCAGGACAUUUCUUGUACGAAGAGUGCCACUCACUAAACGGCUGUGACACAGGCAAAGCCAAGAUCACCUGUGGCUACGACCUGCCUGCCAAAUAUGUGAUCCACACUGUUGGCCCUAUUGCCAGGGGCAGCGUGGGCCCUUCCCAAAGCGACGACCUCAAAUCCUGCUACGAGAAUUCGCUCAAGCUGGUGAAGGCAAAUAACUUGCGUUCUGUGGCCUUUCCCUGUAUAUCGACAGGAAUUUACGGCUUUCCCAAUGAGCCGGCAGCCGACAUCGCCCUGAAGACCGUGAGGGACUGGGUGGAGGAGAACAAGGAUGAGAUCAAGCGUGUCAUAUUUUGUGUCUUCCUGCAGACGGAUUAUGAAAUUUACAAAAGGAAGAUGUCAGAUUUCUUCCCUCCAGAUAACAAAGAAUGUGAGGAGGGUGAUAUGGCCCAACCGGAGGAUGAUUCUAAGAAAGAGGCUCCUGAAGAUGAUGAUAUGCUGAGCCAGGCACAGGAAGAUGAGAAGAUGGACGACGCUGGCACGCAAAGCCAGAAAUCAGAAAAUAACACCGCAGCUGAUGAAAAUCCUAAGGAUGAGAAGGAAAUGGAUAUCGACGGAAGCAACACAGUGGAGGAUGUAAACCCGCCAGGAGAGCACAAAGCUGAGGAAGAGAUGCCAGAACAGAAGAAGGGAGAGUCUGGGGAUGCUGCUGAGAGAGAGCCUGGCGGAGAGGAGAAGAUUCAGAGCGCUCCCGGAGAUGCACAGGCACAGCAAGAGAAAGACCAAGCAAAGAGUGUGGACACCAAGGAUGAAGACAGCCAAGGAGGUGCGGAUGCCAUGGAAGGCAUUGAAGAUGGAGAGAAAAAUCCACCUCCUGUCGCUAAUGAGGAUGAAGUCAGCAAUGCUAAAGUGGAGCUGAAACAUCAGGGUGAGGUCCCUCCAGAACCAAACCAAGUAACUCAGACAGACAGCAGUCAGUCCAAAGAUGGUUCAACUGAUAAGAAUGAUCCCAAGAAGGAAUGAGAUGACAAUCAGCCUCGUAGGUACACGCACCGGCAAACUGUGUGAAGGCGAACAUCACACCACUCUAGUUUCCCACACAGUGGAGUCUACCCAAAAAACAUGGAGCGAGGAAGAUUCCCAUCUGUCCACCAUCCUCCUUCUUCUUCCCUUUUACUUUCUUGCUUUCCUUUUCCCUUUUGAUGGGGCUAACAUUUAUUGAAACUUAUGAAUUGCAGACGAAUUAGAAAAGUGUAUUUGAACAUAUCAUAGAGGAUGAAGGGUUUAUAGAGCUUGGCAGGGGUCAAUGUUUUACCUCACUGAAUUGCUGCUUGGUCAUUUCUGAUCUUCUGGGCAUUCUGGUGCUGGAUUUAAAGAAGUUUAGUUAAUUAGUUAGAACGAUAGGUUAUACAGACUCGCCAUAGAAAUGUUUCUCAAUGAUUGAUGCUUUGGGUUUGAAUUGAAAAUGACAGUAACAGUGGGUUUAUUUGAAAGUCUUUGUUUUAUUCAAUGAUUAACGAUAAUGUGACAUGUAAGGAUCCACAUUCAUGUUUACGUCUGGCCAAUGGUAAAACGAAAGCAACUUAUCACCUGCAUUAGCAUGCGAAUGGCACGCUCUGAGUUAUAAGUGGCAUAUUUUAGUUCUUGGAUCGGUCUACUUGAACCAUGCUAUAACAUGUUAUGUCAGAUGACAUAUGCUGUCAUGUGUUGUUAUAACAGUGUCAUGUUCCUAUUACGACAGAUGCCAAAAUGUUUAUGGUAACUACACAUAGCAUGUGAACUAAGCUGGCAUCAAACUUUAAAGCAUAUGUCAUGACAGUUAACAGAAUUUUUCUGCCAACACAACUUAUUACAGCAUAUGACAUGUUUAUGGCAUGGUUAUGUAGCAGGCUUCAAGGAACGUGUUACCCUUGGGUUUGCAUCUGAUAUUACUGCAUUUCUUGUUCGCCAAGUUUGUAUAAAUGCAUAGAUUUGAAUGGCCAGGCAGAUCGUUGGCUUAAUACGUUAUAAUACGAUAAUUUCAUCUUGCACUGAUGUGACUGAGCAGUCAAACCAAGUUUAACGUAAAUAGGCAGAGUGUGAGCGGACUGUUCAUUUUCUCCUGCAAACGAAGUUCGAGUUCGGAUUCAUGUGUCGUUUGGCCGUACGGUAUUCCAUCGUCAUGCUUACGCUCGCAAAGAGGUUCACAUUUUCGCUGUAUUCUGCUUUGAACACCAAGCUGCACUACGAAACCUCUCUAACGUCUUUUCACAUCAGCAUCUAUUAUGUCUCACUGGGCCACCGAUCACUUUCAACCUUCAAAAAACGGCUCACUUGGCUCACAUAUGUUAAAAAAAAACGACAGCAUCUACCGCAUCAGCGUGUUUGCGGGAUGGUUUUCUCAGUGUUUACCCUAAUGCAUGCCAGCAAUUUUUUUAACCACACACUAGCUCUCAAUAUUUUAACUAGACUGUCCCUGUGUUCCUGAAAAUCUGCCUUAUUUGACAUAACACAUCCUACAUGAUCACAAAAAAAUGGUGGUGGUGCAAAUGCAAAUACUAUGUGUCGCUUUGAAUGAAUUAAUUAAUAUAUAAGGUAAUGAGUGAUAAAAAAAAAAAUCCUUGUAUUUUUUCUUGCGUUCGAGACUUUUUUGUUGAUGAAGCAAAAAUAUAUAUUUCAUUCAUUCUGUUCUGAAAGGCUGAUUAGUCACUUUAAGUGGUGCCAUACUGAUAUCAGAUGAACUUAUGCCUUCAUAAUUUGAUGUUUGCUUUGCUAUACGACUACGAAUAAAGUUUAAAAAAAAUUCUU
Molecule: messenger RNA, 3247 nt
Organism: Pygocentrus nattereri (red-bellied piranha)
Lineage: Eukaryota; Metazoa; Chordata; Actinopteri; Characiformes; Serrasalmidae
Gene: macrod2
Product: mono-ADP ribosylhydrolase 2
Exons: 19
Coding region: 179-1483 (434 amino acids)
Biological process (GO): DNA damage response; purine nucleoside metabolic process; peptidyl-glutamate ADP-deribosylation
Cellular component (GO): nucleoplasm
Molecular function (GO): ADP-ribosylglutamate-[protein] hydrolase activity
Source: RefSeq, a predicted model, not a curated record